AUUAUGAAAUCGAACACUGACGCUUGUAAAAUUCAUAUUAUGUACGAUGGACAGUUACUUGUGUCACUUCACAAUGCCUGUGAUACAGAUUUAUUUAGCAGUUUUUGUAUGCAUGGAAUCAAACUAUAAGCAUUUCUGCAGUUGCUGUCAACUGAUACUCAUCUUAGGCAAGCGAUAUGGCUUCUCAAAUCUCGGUGUUAAUAAUUUUAAGCUUGUUUGGAUCGUAUUUUUGUCAAUAUGGACAUUACGGCCCCUAUCGUGAAUACGGUCAAAAGAAUAAAGUAUACUACAAACUUAUGAAGGACCCAAUUCAAGCAAAACCAUCAAAAAUAACUCGAGAUAACUUAUUUGGUUGGCUGAAUAAGAAAAAUGGCGUCAAAUUCUACUUAUGGACCAGGUAUACGUACAUAUGUAAAUAUAAAGAAUCCGAACCUGGCACACGAAUUGAAGUACAAUGAUGUUGACUCCAUCAAAAGUAGCAAUUUCAACCCCAACAAACUGACCAAGAUUAUUAUUCACGGCUGGGCUGAUGGGGCAUCUGAGGUUCAAAUAGGAGACUGGUUGAUUUUCAUGCGGGAUGCUUACCUCCGUUUUGCAGACAUCAACUACAUUGUUGUCGACUAUGCCAUUUACGCGUCCUGGUUUCUAUUCUUCAGUGCCAGACCUGAGCUGGUUGGUGAGAGAGUGGCAGAAAUGAUCAUUUUUCUGGAGAAACAAGGAAUGCAAUUGGACCCUCUACACAUCGUUGGCUGGUCGUGGGGCGCUCAUAUUGCUGGAAUGGCAGGGCACCGACUAAAUGGUAGAAUCGGGAGAGUCACCGGAAUUGAUCCUGCUGGGCCCACAUUCAAAUACAUCCCCAAUGAACUCCGACUUGAUAAACGUGACGCGAAAUUUGUGGAUAUUAUUCAUGUAAAUGGAGGUUACCCUUCUACGUGGGGGUUCUUCGGUCUGCCUGAUCCGUUGGGUCAUCUCGAUUUUUAUCCGAAUGGAGAAGCUGCAGGCGUUCAAAUUGGAUGUCCAGCUGGUCAAGCUCUCGUUUAUGAAAGCUUGUGGUGCAGUCACGGACGAGGCGUAAAGUACUUUACGGAAUCGAUAUUUUCUCCAUUAGCAUUCCCAGCAUGCCGCUGCGAUUCAUUUGAUGAAUAUGUAACCGGGCUUUGUCCCUGUUCUCAAGAAGAAACGUCCUUUAUGGGAGAACAUCUAUCUCACAACGCGUACAUAUACAUACUCUUUUUUUUAUUGUGCUUUCUCUCUCUUUCUCUCUUUCACUCUCUCUGUUUCCACUGCUUUCUGUCUUACUGCUACCAUAGCCUCUUGUUACGACAUAAUUUCACGAGAUUUCUUUUCAUUUUCUGGCAAACGACACAAAUAACUGAGGCUCUUUGUGCUAGGACGAGGGGAAUUUACCAACUGUUCACCAGACCCAAGCCCUUGUUCGGCCAUGGAAUCCAAUUGAAUAUUACGCUCCCUAAUUACACUCCGCCGGAAGAGGAAUUUAUAGCCACUUUAAACGAUACUGAGCAAGUUAACGUUCGCCCGGGUACAAUUAGAAUUCAACGCGAGGGUAUCGUGACAAGACUGGAAUUUAAGGAUUCGUAUAACAGUAAAAGCUAUCCAAAUAACGAUAUUGUUACAAUGAGCAUUGCGUUUGUGCUCAACAAUACAAUAAAUUCUGCUCAAUUAAUUGAGCAUAAAUUAGCACCAAUUAAGGAAUAGACAAAGCGGACCGAGUGAGAUUCGGCCAUCAGAUCCGUGCAUCAUUUUGCUUAUAAAUUCGGCACGCGAAACUAAUGUUACUCCUGUUAUAAAACUAUUUUCUGGGUGAGAUUGAGACCGGCGUGCAUAACUGUUUGUUUAUUUUUUAUUAUUCUGGUCAAUUAUUAUGCAACUGGAUUUUGCAAAUGACCCGCAUGCAUUUCCUUCUGAGUCUCAAACUAUGUAUUGUGUUAUGAAAUGCAGAGAAUGCCCACCGUUAUUUAUUUACUUAGGAUUAAGUUUAAAGAAUGAAGGUCGCCUAUAGAAUAUGAAUGUUAUUGUUCUGUUUAAUUACGCUUAAAUUACCUUUGAUAUGUACAUUGCACAUUGUAAAUGACGAUAACUAUGCAAUGAGGAAUUGAGUUGAAUUUAUAUAACGUCCGAUAAAAUGACGGAUAACGGCCAACGACAAUAUCUAAUCUUACUUAAUUAUUGUCUACUUUGAAACGCAAUAUGUAUGCACACCUAAUGUUCAAAAUAACUCUCAACUUUUCAUUCGCAUGAGUCACUAAACUUCUGGGCAAUAAACUACAAAUUUAAACAAUGGCA
Molecule: messenger RNA, 2304 nt
Organism: Folsomia candida
Lineage: Eukaryota; Metazoa; Arthropoda; Collembola; Entomobryomorpha; Isotomidae
Product: pancreatic triacylglycerol lipase
Exons: 7
Coding region: 370-1716 (448 amino acids)
Biological process (GO): lipid metabolic process
Molecular function (GO): lipase activity
Source: RefSeq, a predicted model, not a curated record